UGUGGAAAGACCUUUGCUCAGAGGUCAUAUUUCCAUAAGAGGAUCCACACAGGGGAGAAGCCAUAUAAAUGCAUGGAAUGUGGAAAGACCUUUGCUCAAAGAAGUAAUCUUAUUCGCCAUAAGAGGAUCCACAUAGGGCAGAAGCCGUAUAAAUGCAUGGACUGCAUGGAGUGUGGAAAGACCUUUGCUCAAAGUAAUGCUAUCCAUGAGAUCCACACAGGGAAAAAACCAUUUAAAUGCAUGGAGUGUGGAAAGACCUUUGCUCAAAGACAUAUUCGCCAUAAGAGGAUCCACACAGGGGAGAAGCCAUAUAAAUGCAUGGAGUGUGGAAAGGCCUUUGCUCAAAGAGGUCAUCUUAUUUCCCAUAAGAGAAUCCACACAAGGGAGAAAUCCUAUAAAUGCAUGGAGUGUGGAAAGACCUUUGCUCAAAGAGGUCAUCUUAUUCGCCAUAAGAGGAUCCACACAGGGGAAAAAAACCAUAAAUGCAUGGAGUGCGGAAAGGUCUUUGCUCGUAACAGUGGCCUAAGAAUACAUAAAAGGAUCCACACAGGGGAGAAGCUGUAUAAAUGCAUGGAGUGUGGGAAAACGUUUACGCAUAGCAGUGGACUCAGUAAUCACAAUAAGCUACACACAAGAGAAAAGUCCUAUAAAUGCAUGGAGUGUGGAGAGACCUUUGCUCAAAGAGGUCAUCUUAUUCGCCAUAAGGUGAUCCACACAGGGGAGAAGCCAUUUAAAUGCAUGGAGUGUGGAAAGACCUUUGCUCAAAGAAGUAAUCUUACUUCCCAUAAGAGGAUCCACACAGGGGAGAAGCCGUAUAAAUGCAUGGAGUGUGGAAACACCUUUGCUAAAAGAGGUCAUCUUAUUUCCCAUAAGAGGAUCCACACAGGGGAAAAGCCAUAUAAAUGCAUGGAGUGUGGAAAGACCUUUGUUCGAAGAGGUCAUCUUAUUAAGGAUCACACAGGGGAAGCCAUAUAA
Ahaetulla prasina is the source of this 975-nucleotide messenger RNA. RefSeq names its product zinc finger protein 726-like. NCBI's taxonomy places the organism in Eukaryota, Metazoa, Chordata, Lepidosauria, Squamata, Colubridae. The transcript is spliced from 4 exons. The annotation marks the transcript as partial. The record is from RefSeq and is a predicted model, not a curated record.